Molecule: messenger RNA, 255 nt
Organism: Dibothriocephalus latus
Lineage: Eukaryota; Metazoa; Platyhelminthes; Cestoda; Diphyllobothriidea; Diphyllobothriidae
Source: the annotation of a GenBank genome assembly
UGUGAAGAAAUCCUGGCGCUGUGCAAGUUUCUGUCGCCCGCUACAUUUGCUUUGCGAGACCUGAAAUUGAAUCUCGAUUGGGAUCCUUGGUGGCCCUUCGACUCCAGUCUCCUUCACGUGUCCUUCAGCCUAGCCCUUCUCUGGUUGGGACUCUCAGAUGAAGCUGUUGAUCAGUUUAUUGAGGGUUCCGUCAGCCUGCGUAACUGCCUCAGACCCCUCCAGCCCACCUCCUCCACCACAGCUGCCGCUCAGGAA